This is a messenger RNA of Danaus chrysippus (African queen), 4086 nucleotides long. Lineage: Eukaryota; Metazoa; Arthropoda; Insecta; Lepidoptera; Nymphalidae. The record is from the annotation of a GenBank genome assembly.
AUGACUUUAUACAUUGAUAAAAAAUUGAAUUUUAUUGAUACCAACGUUGUUACAACCUUAGGAUCCUGGCAUCCGACUUUACCGCUUUUAGCAGUUGGAUCUUACAAUCAAGAAAAAGGCGGAUAUGUAACUAUUUUUCAAGAAAAUGGUUUAGCUUUAGAAGGCUGUGACUGGCCAGUGUUAUUAUCGAAUCAAGUUACAGCUCUAGCUUGGCACCCUAUUAGAAAACUAUUAGUAGUUGGAUGGGAUGGUGGAGAACUCUAUAUCUGGUUAGAAUAUUCCUGGGCUCGGUUAGAAGCUCCACACACUGCUGCAUUAACUACAGUCACAUUCAGCCCAGGAGGGGGCAGGCUGCUUGCUUCGGAUGCUGCAGGUUCACUUUCCGGCUGGCAAUCGAGCUCCGGCGCACCAUUGACUGCAUUCCAUCAUCAACUAGGGGAUAUAAUAACACUUGUGAAGUUCUGCACCCCACAUCCAACAUCAGAAACUUCAAUAAGGGGAUUAGCUAGAGCUGCGGUUGAAGGAGAUGAGAAUGCUCUCGAUGCUUUGGCCGCCUGGCGUCCUCGGACUACGGCAAAGAUGAGAGAGGGACUCCAACCAGAUAAUCAUGCCUGUUAUGCGGCUCAGGAUAAUGGAAUCAUUCUAUACAUAGACCAUACAGGUGCAUGCUCAGAAGUACUUAAUGCUCCAGGUGUCAUAGUAUUUAUGGACAUCAUAAACACCAUAUACCUACUUGUUGCUUGGGAAACAAGUGGAGGUGUUAGUCUUUCUAGAUUCACCAUGUCAAGUGAUGGCUCUCUCACAACAGAUACUCAUGUAAGAAUGACUGCAAGGAACGGUCAAUGUAUUGUGCUAGCCGGGCAUUACAGUAUUGCAGUAAUCACAGGAGAUAACUUAAUAAGAAUUUGGGACAGUGAGAACGGUGACAAUGAUGUCCUGCCAAAUGAAAAUGAUGUAACCAUGCCCGGAGAUAUAUUUACGAGUAUAAGUUAUUGUAAUUUAAGUGAUACAUUGUGCUGUGGUUCUGGACAAGGUAAUUUGUACUUAUGGAGACGAGACCACAAGAGUAGAUGGAAAUUAAUAAGCAGUACUGCCGUCAAGGGUACAGUGAAGGAAGUAUAUUGGGGUUCAGAGGGAUUAAUGAAUCCUCUAUUAUAUGUCAACUGCAUAACAAAUGCGUUCAUUCUUCGAGAACAGCACGUCUGCUGGGGUUACUCGAAAAAUAUGUGGAUGGUGCAGAAAUCUGCUCAUGAAGUGUCCAUAAUAGGAAAAAACAAUGCAACAUCUAACAUCAAUUCUUCUAUAACGAUCAAAACAUUCGCAUUUAAGGAUAAUUAUAUAGCUUUAGGUGAUGGUAAAGAUGUACAGAUUUGGAUGAAUAAAGAAAAUGAUGUAAAAUUUACUCUUAUCAGAACCUUUGAAUGGAAGACGGACGUUCUUAUAUUGUAUAAUGACAUGAUAGUAGGUGUUGUUAGCCCGCAUAUAGAAUGUUACAAUGUAUCUGGAACCAAGAUAGGUGUGCUGCCUAGCAGUGAGGGCGAAGGGGAACCCAUAGCAAUAACAAACACUAACAGGUUCAUUGCAAUCGCAACGAUAGAUGGAACGCUUAAAUUGGCCGAAAUAACAAAAAAAGGUCUCAGAAUGCCUUACCCGGCCAAAAACUGCUACCAAAUGAUCGAAGAUUUUGGAGAAAUCAUGAGAUCUUCGUUAAAUUGUACCGGACUCUAUAUAUGUCUGAGUAUUGCGAAUGCUGGUUUGGCCCCGGACCCUCGUAUAUACCUGUGGGAUGUAGCUAAUGAUGUUAUAACACAUACACUGCUCUCAGAUUCUAAAUCCCCGCCAUAUCAGAGCGUGCCUAUUUCUAUAUUAUGGGAUCAAAACGACCCCAGACUCGUCGCGGUCCACAUGCGGUCAUCAGACUUCGACCACAUCCAUCUCUUCUUCUGUCACGAAAGCAAACUCUACGAAUACAAAAACUGGUGUCCGAAUGCUGAGGAUUAUUUCAGUUCUGAUUUUAUUUUUUGCACAUUAAAUGCUCCAUACGUCGUGAUAUUAACACAGCAGAAUAUAAAAAGGAUAACGCUCAAGGAGUUUGAGGAACAAAGCGAUGACGAACCUAAUAAAGCGAAGCAAGUUCUCAAUUUCCUCUUUUAUAUGACAACUGGACAUUUGGAGAAAGCUGUUGUUAUCGGCUCUAACAUAUGUGGGACUAAGAAUUCUAUUGUUUGGGACAGUUUGGCAAAAAUGUGUGUGUCACUGAAACGAGCUGAGGUCGGAUCCGUUUGUUUGACGAAAAUGGGAAACAUCAAAGGAGCUUUGAUGAUGAGAAAAGUUUUAAACGACGAUACUAUGAAUGACGUGUCGAAGGUAGGAGUUUUAGCUGUGAAUCUCGGUAUGAUAGAUGAGGCUGAAGCGUUAUUCCGCGAAGCACAACGACCUGACCUUAUAACACGUCUGAUAUCAGCCAAAGAAGGUGGUUUAAACGAAAUUAUUAACGGUGAAAACGAAGGAGAGAAUUUGCUACUUAUAAAAAGCGCCCAACACAAACUGGCCAAAAUCAUGUGGGCUAACGGAGAAACGGCAGCAGCAUUGAAACUGUUCGAAAGCGCUGGGACUUUAGUACCGCAUGUUCCAAGAAUGCUGAUAGCACAAGGACAAGCGUCAGUUUUAGCCCAAUACGUAUCAACUUCCAAAGACAGCAACUUAAUAACCUGGUGGGGACAUUACUUGGAAAGUAUUGGCGAUCUCGAUGGCGCGUUAGAUGCGUACGGAAGAGCAAAUGACUUCGGCGAACAAACGAGGCUCUUGUGUCACAUGGACAGAAUUGAAGAAGCUGAAAAAAUAUGCAACAAGAACAAAGCUUCGAUGUACCAAAUGGCUAGAUAUUUAGAGAUGAACGCAAAUCAAACGGAAAAUGCAGUUAAGAUCUACAUAAAAUGUGGGGCCAUAACAUCAGCUAUUCGUGUAGCGGCUGAAGCGAACGCGUGGAACUUAGUGUGGCGAGCUGGUUCCUGUUCCCCUCAACACGCGGUCUACGCCGCCUCCAUACUGGAGAACGCUGGACAGAACGAACGAGCGAUAGCAUUGUAUCAAAAAGCUGGCAAACCGCACAUGUCCCUGAAGCUUGCUCUAAGUAGCGGUGACACAGCGGCUGUUAUAUCAGCGGCUGAGUCAUUGCAGCGUGUGGAAGGAUCCUUGGCUCGAUCGCUGGCGACUCAUCUGAAACAAGCACAGAGACCAGCUCAUGCUGCAGCUGUGCUUGCUACUGCUGGACAGUACGAAGAAGCUCUCGAUAUAGUAGAAGAAUCUGAAGCGCCGUUAUCAGAGGAAUUGAGUGAGAAGCUAGCGGCUCCGGCUGGCACUGAUGGCAGGGACGCGUUGUUGAGAAGACUAGCGGAUAUACUGGGCACUAGAGGCUUGUACCACCAGGCGGCGAAACGACUGGCGCAUAUUGGAGAUAAGGCCGGUGCUAUGCGCUGGUUAAUGCGUUCCGGUGACUGUGAACGCAUCGCGACCUUCGCGUCCGCGUCACGUGACCGCGCCGCUCAGCUUAUGGCCGCGGACUUCCUCAGGCGACACGCCUCGUGGAAGACAAGACCCGACCUAGCUCGGCAUGUUAUACACUUCUAUAGCAAAGCACGCGCAUACACGAAACUUGCCUCGUUCUACGCUGAAUGCGCCGCCAUGGAGAUCGAGGAGUACGAGAAUUAUGAAAAGGCGUUGGAAGCUCUGAAAGAGGCGGCGAGGAGUUUAGCAAAAUCAUCAGAUUCUGAAACUGGAGCACAAACCGUCGCUAUACAAGAACAGAGUAAUUUUGUAAAGCGAUUUAUUGAUAUGAAGAAAAAUUUACAAUCUGGUGAUGUUAAUGCAGGUUUAACAAUGAGUCAACAGCUAAUACGUUCAGUGAGUGGUCGACCCGGACUUAUAUCAGAAGAGAAAGUGUUAAAAUUAUUUCUCCAUUACGCAUCUGAUCAUCCUGAAGCAGAAAAGUUUCAGAUGCGAUUGAAAGCAAUACAAAAGCCAAAACAAACAGACAGUCAAACGACAGACUCCCCUGAACAAAGUAUUGAAGAAGAUUUAAACUGA